Molecule: messenger RNA, 1738 nt
Organism: Nerophis ophidion (straightnose pipefish)
Lineage: Eukaryota; Metazoa; Chordata; Actinopteri; Syngnathiformes; Syngnathidae
Gene: eipr1
Product: EARP complex and GARP complex interacting protein 1
Exons: 9
Coding region: 128-1291 (387 amino acids)
Biological process (GO): protein ubiquitination
Molecular function (GO): protein binding
Source: RefSeq, a predicted model, not a curated record
UCUUUGCAGACCUUAGCCGUACAAAUAUUCAAUCGCGGAAGUGGUGGAUGUAUACUAGCUGCAAUAUAGUGUGUUUUGUGGUUCUCAGGGUUUUUACAAACUUAACACAUUUAGGUGAUCGUUUAAAAUGGAAGACGACGCGCCUGUAAUUUAUGGUCUUGAAUUUCAGGCAAGGGCAUUAACUGCCCAAACAGCUGAAACUGAUGCCAUUCGUUUCCUUGUGGGCACACAGUCUCUGAAGUUUGACAACCAGAUCCACAUCAUUGACUUUGAUGAUGAGAAUAACAUCAUUAAUAAGAAUGUCCUUCUUCACCAAGCUGGGGAAAUAUGGCACAUUGGUGCGAGUCCUGCAGAUAAAGAAGUGGUGACCACCUGCUACAACAAAACCAAUGACAGCAGGGUGGUGUCCUGUGCAGCAGUAUGGCGGAUGCCCUCCAAUUGGGAGAUAGGAAAUCACGAGUCACCUGACGAUUCAGCCCACAACCCCCAAACUCUGGAGCUGCUCUGUCACCUAGACAACAGUGCCCAUGGCAACGCAGCCUGCGUGCUGUGGGAGCCAAUGGGGGAUGGCAAGCGUGUGAUUUCAUUGGCUGAUAGCCAUGUACUACUCUGGGACCUGACUGAGAGCUCUACACAGGCCACAAUCUCCAGCACUGCUACGCUCGAGGGCAAAGGUCAGCUAAAGUUCACUUCUGGCAAGUGGAGUCCUCACCAUAACUGCAGCCAGCUUGCCACUGCCAGUGACACAGCCAUAAGAGUUUGGGACCUUCGCACCAUGAGUCAGAUUUACUGCAUCGAGAACGCUCAUGGCCAGCUGGUGCGUGACCUGGACUUCAACCCAAACCGACAGUACUAUCUGGCCAGCUGUGGGGAUGACUGCAAGGUCAAAUUCUGGGAUGUCCGCAACAUUCAGGAGCCCAUCAAAACACUGGAGGAGCACUCGCAUUGGGUGUGGAGUGUCCGCUACAACCAAAGCCAUGACCAGCUGGUGUUGACAGCCAGCAGUGACAGUCGCCUCAUCUUGUCCAAUAUGGUGUCCAUCUCCUCUGAGCCAUAUGGCCACUUGGUAGAUGACGAGGAGCUAAGCGAAGGAGAGGACAACCACCAGGAAGACAAGGGCAAGGAGCCUCUAAAAGACAGUGUGGUUUCCACCUACGAGGAGCAUGAAGACAGCGUAUAUGCAGCUGAAUGGUCAUCUGCCGAUCCAUGGCUCUUUGCCUCACUCAGCUACGACGGACGCCUUGUCAUCAACAGGGUCCCCCGUGCCCUCAAAUACCGUAUACUGUUGUGAAGGAACAAAUAGGUUGUAAACUUAUAGCUUUCACACCCAUAAACUGCUGCAGUAGACAUACUAUACAAAAGGAUAUUGUUGCAAAAAUUGUAAUUAGUGUAAAUACAGUAGAUGUCCUCAAUACUGCAAAGUAAGUAUUUCUGGUUAAUAGUUUGACUAACUGUGCUUCUUCAAUGUCAUUUUAGGAUAUAAAAGCAUUGUUUCACAGAAAUGUAAUUGUAUUUACCUCUGCAGAUUCCAUCAUAUCCUCAACAUAAAUGUCCUUCAGCUCUCAUAAUACAUUAGUCAGAAUAAUACUGUUGAGAAUUUAAAACAAACACAGAAUUCUUCCUGAAAGAAUGAAUGCUACGCUGGAAAAAAAAUGUUCAUUCAAGAUAUAAGCCUGUAUUUCACAUUACCAUUUGUUGUAAUAAAAAUCCCUGUUAUUUGACAGAUUUACCACCAAAA